UGCAGAUUUCAGACCGGUUAGUUUCUCGCCGAUACCGAGGAGGACGCCGGGGUACCGAGCCCCUCAUAUCUGUCUGUUAAAGAAGAGGAAAGCCGUAUCGCCACGUUAACCAACCGGGACGACGAAUUUAACAACUGACCGGAUACGACAAAUUAGACGUCAAAGCAUCGAAGUUGGGGCGUUUUGUACAACUUUGAGCUGUCAGUUGCGGUGAGGCAGGUCCGGGAAGAAGACUUCCAGCCGAGGGGACCCCCGAGCGGCCCGGUUAAACAUCAGCGACCGAAGCCGGGGAGCAGGGAGCCGCGGAGCCGGGGAGCGGCGCGUCGGCCAGCGGAUCUACAGUCAAGUUUUUAAGAAGAGAAGUAAUCACUUGGUGCCGGGUCAUCCGGACAGAGACCUCAUGAAUGGAAAUCGGAACAACAGGAGUCGUUGGAGCAGCCGCUGAAGCCCAAGCUCUUUUUUCAUUGCCACGGCGACCCGGCUAUGGCACCCUUGGGAAGCCCAUUAAGCUUCUGGCAAACUGCUUCCAGGUGGAGAUACCCAAGAUCGAUGUCUAUCUGUAUGAGGUGGACAUCAAGCCUGACAAAUGUCCCCGCCGGGUCAACAGGGAGGUGGUGGACUCUAUGGUUCAGCAUUUCAAGGUGACCAUCUUUGGUGACUGUCUGCCUGUUUACGAUGGGAAGAAAAGCCUCUACACUGCUACCCCACUUCCUGUCGCCACUGGUGGGGUGGAUCUGGAUGUCACCCUGCCAGGUGAUGGUGGAAAAGACCGCCCAUUUAAAGUCACCAUCAGGUUCGUGUCGUUGGUCAGCUGGCACAUGUUGCAUGAAGUCUUGACGGGACGCGGUGUGGCUCAGCCGAUUGACCUGGAGAAACCCAUCAGCACCAACCCUGUUCACGCCGUUGAUGUCGUCCUUCGACACUUGCCUUCCAUGAAGUACACGCCUGUCGGACGAUCGUUCUUCUCCUCCCCAGAGGGCUACGACCACCCGCUGGGUGGAGGGAGAGAGGUUUGGUUUGGCUUCCAUCAGUCAGUACGGCCGGCCAUGUGGAAAAUGAUGCUCAACAUUGAUGUGUCAGCCACCGCUUUCUAUAAAGCCCAGCCGGUCAUCCAGUUUAUGUGUGAGGUCCUGGACAUUCACAACAUUGAUGAGCAGCCCCGCCCUCUCACCGACUCCCACAGGGUCAAGUUCACCAAAGAGAUCAAAGGUCUUAAAGUGGAAGUGACACACUGUGGAACCAUGCGUAGGAAGUACAGAGUCUGCAAUGUAACACGACGCCCUGCCAGCCUCCAGACAUUUCCUUUGCAGCUCGAGAGCGGUCAGACGGUUGAACGCACAGUCGCGCAGUACUUCAGGGAGAAGUACAACCUGCAGCUGAAGUACCCCCACCUGCCCUGUCUGCAGGUGGGCCAGGAGCAGAAACACACCUACCUGCCCCUGGAGGUGUGCAACAUCGUACCUGGACAGCGCUGCAUAAAAAAACUCACAGACAACCAGACAUCCACCAUGAUCAAAGCAACAGCCCGAUCUGCACCAGACAGGCAGGAGGAGAUCAGCAGGCUGGUGAGGAGUGCAAAUUACGAGGCCGACCCAUUCGUUCAGGAGUUCCAGUUCCGCGUGCGAGAUGAGAUGGCUCAGGUGACGGGCCGCGUCCUUCCGGCCCCCAUGCUGCAAUAUGGCGGCAGGGUGAGCUCUGAACCAUUUAUGCCCCAGCAGAUCAACCCUGCACUGUCGUUGCAGAACCGCACGGUGGCCACGCCCAGCCACGGCGUGUGGGACAUGAGGGGGAAGCAGUUUCACACCGGAGUGGAGAUCAAGAUGUGGGCCAUCGCCUGCUUCGCCACCCAGAGGCAGUGCCGAGAAGAGAUCCUCAAGAGCUUCACCGACCAGCUGCGUAAAAUUUCAAAGGAUGCUGGGAUGCCAAUCCAAGGCCAGCCGUGUUUUUGUAAAUACGCCCAGGGAGCCGACAGCGUUGAGCCCAUGUUCAGACACCUGAAGAACACCUACGCUGGGCUUCAGCUCAUCAUCGUCAUCCUGCCGGGGAAGACACCCGUCUACGCUGAGGUGAAGCGUGUGGGUGACACCCUCCUUGGCAUGGCCACUCAGUGUGUGCAGGUGAAGAACGUGGUGAAGACGUCCCCUCAGACCCUCUCAAACCUCUGCCUCAAGAUCAACGUCAAGCUGGGAGGAAUCAACAACAUCCUGGUUCCACACCAACGACCCUCUGUGUUCCAGCAGCCUGUCAUCUUCCUCGGGGCUGAUGUCACUCAUCCUCCAGCAGGAGACGGGAAAAAGCCAUCUAUUGCAGCGGUGGUCGGCAGCAUGGACGCCCACCCCAGCAGGUACUGUGCUACAGUUCGGGUCCAGAGGCCCAGACAGGAAGUCAUCCAGGACUUGGCCUCCAUGGUGCGAGAGCUCCUGAUCCAGUUUUACAAAUCGACCCGUUACAAGCCGACCAGGAUCAUCUUCUACAGGGACGGAGUGUCAGAGGGACAGUUCAGACAGGUGCUGUACUACGAGCUGUUGGCCAUCAGGGAGGCUUGCAUCAGUCUAGAGAAAGAAUAUCAGCCCGGGAUCACUUACAUUGUAGUACAGAAACGCCAUCACACACGUCUCUUCUGUGCAGAUCGCAACGAGCGGGUUGGACGAAGUGGAAACAUUCCUGCCGGCACAACAGUGGACACAGACAUCACACACCCCUACGAGUUUGACUUUUACCUCUGCAGUCACGCUGGAAUCCAGGGUACGAGCCGGCCUUCCCACUACCACGUUCUGUGGGACGACAACUGUUUCACCGGCGACGAGUUCCAGCUCCUCACCUACCAGCUGUGCCACACCUACGUCCGCUGCACACGCUCCGUCUCCAUCCCAGCACCGGCCUACUACGCCCAUCUGGUGGCCUUCCGCGCCCGCUACCAUCUGGUUGACAAAGAGCACGACAGUGCGGAGGGCAGCCACGUCUCAGGGCAGAGUAACGGCAGGGACCCCCAGGCGCUGGCCAAGGCUGUUCAGAUCCACCACGACACACUGACGACCAUGUAUUUCGCCUGAAUGCCUCCCUUCACUUCCCUCCAUCUCUCCCAGCCAGUCCAAGUGUCUGACUCCCAUCAGCUGCUUCGUCUCGUCACGCAGAGCGACCCCUCCCUCCGUGUCUGUGCUGGUGCAGCUUUGGUCACUGGAUCUCUAUGACGGCGGCUGCGACUGCGUGAAGAUGUAAUAAGCCAGAGAGGAGUUACAGCCACAUUAUGCAAUUUGAAACCAGCCAAUCUUUCCUGUGCUCCAGCCCACGCAUCUCUCUCUUCACCUCCGCUGCUGUAUUGAAAUCACAAAAGGAUUCUGUCUCCUUUUUUUUAAAGCUCGCAAGUCACAUCGUCGCCUUUCCGUUUUGACAGCAGCUCAAAGGUUUUUUUCUGAUUUGGUUUUUUUUUUUUUUUGGUGCAUGGGUGGAAGCAGAACCAGUGAGGACACUGACGCUGAGCCUAAUGUUGCUGGUUUAUAUUGUAGACGGUUUUACAUGUUUGUUCGUGAGUUUUCAGCUUGUCUAGAUUUAAUACUUUUAUUUCUCUGUCGAGCAAAUGUGUGAUUGUGAGUACGCUCGUUAAAAACAAAAGCUUCGCCCUUAUUUCACCCCCUCAAAACGGCAGGCUGCCUUAGCGGUUACACUUCUUCUGUUUCCCUUUAAGCCAACGGUUUCCUCGCAGCCGUUCAGCCGGACAGUAAGAAGCGUAACUCUGCACUCUGAACACAGACACUGAAUGAAAUCUUAAUUUAUAUUUUUUAAAUCAAAGCCACGUACAGCCAUCGAUGAGGUGAUCGCUCGAUGCCUUACUGCAAGGCGAGGUGCAUAAAGACGACUGUUAGAACACGACGCCAUGGUUUUAAACCUCUCUUAGAGUUCUGCUUGUGUUAUACCAAACGUUUCUUGUGUAUUUUAUUCCGCUUGCUAUUUAUGAGUUUUACUUUUUAACUGAAAUUAACAUUCAGCAAUAGAGCAGACAGUUUAGAUCCUCCGACGACCACAAAACUUUUGAUUUUUCACAGUUUUUACACGAGGAACUGACCAAUCUUAGUUGUCAUGAACUCCUUCAGUGCAAUAAGGUGUUGACGCAGGGCGAGCAGGUUCAGUGGUGAAUGUUUUCAAUAAGUAUUCGUGUUGUGAAAAUUGUUUACUAUGAGUGAGUUUUGGCAAGUGAUGAUGAACUUGGAUUCAGGAAUGUGCCGUAGGACCGAUGCUGCAGAUGUAAGGUCUGAUGGCGUUUGGAGAGAUUAAUCAAAGUGCCUGAUUUGUUUAGAGAGUGGACUGUUUGCUGGAUGGAAGGUUUUUAAUCGUACGUAGGUUUGGGUGCCUCUGUUAAAACAUUUAGAAAAAUGCUCUCAGAAUCAUGGAGCAGGACUGUAGUUCAUUUCAAUGCAAGCCACAAAACGUUUGUGUGAUUAUUAUGAUUUUUUUUUUCUUCUCGUGAUCAGGAAAUAAUAACUUCCAUAUCCAGUUAACACGUUUUGUUUACGUGUGAUCCCGAAA
This is a messenger RNA of Plectropomus leopardus (leopard coralgrouper), 4524 nucleotides long. RefSeq names its product argonaute RISC catalytic component 3b (gene ago3b). The record is from RefSeq and is a predicted model, not a curated record. Gene Ontology annotation, molecular function: RNA binding; protein binding. Lineage: Eukaryota; Metazoa; Chordata; Actinopteri; Perciformes; Serranidae. Gene Ontology annotation, biological process: regulatory ncRNA-mediated gene silencing; regulation of stem cell proliferation.